AUGUGCAGCUGUGUGCGGAGCUCCAGGGCUCUGUCCCCUGUGCUGCGCCCCGCUCGGCUGCUCCCUCAGACGGGCUACAGGCUGGCCGGCCGGGGCCUCUGGACCUCCCCGCCCUGCCUGGCUGUGGGGGGGGACUCCACGCUGCUGCCGCUGCCCAGCCAGGCCCGGGUGGUGAUCUGUGGGGGCGGGAUCGUGGGCUCGUCUGUAGCCUUCCACCUGGCCAAACUGGGCUGGACUGAUAUCGUGCUGCUGGAGCAGGGCAGACUCGGUGCAGGAACAACCCGACUGUGUGCCGGCAUUGUCAGCGUGGCCAAGCCUAUUUCCAUCGAGUGUCAAAUGGCAAACUACUCCAAUGGUCUCUACAAGGGGCUGGAGGAGGAGACCGGGGUCAAAACAGGUUAUGUGAAGACAGGCUCUCUGUGUCUGGCCCAAAAUCAGGACCGCUUCCUCUCUCUGAAGCGCCUGGCAUCCCGACUAAAGGUCAUGGGGAUCAGCUGUAACGUCAUAAAGCCUAAAGAGGUGGCUAAACUCCACCCUCAUGUCAACAUUCAUGACCUGGUGGGGGCGCUGCACCUGCCUGGAGACGCUGUGGUUUCUCCGCCUGACAUCAACCACGCCCUGGCUGUAGCUGCUGCUGGACACGGGGUCCAGAUCCUGGAACGGACCACCGUGCAGCAGGUUCUGGUGGAGAAGGGUCAGGUGACGGCGGUGGAGACGGAUCGGGGCUCCAUCGAGUGUGAAUUCUUUGUCAACUGUGCAGGACAGUGGGCGUACGAGCUGGGUCAGGCGAGUGAGAUGAAGGUUUCGAUUCCUCUUCAUGGCUGUGAACAAUUCUACCUCCUCACCAAACCUCUGCAGGACCCUCUCCCCCCUGACACACCAGUGCUGAUGGAUAUGGACGGACGGAUCUAUGUGCGGCCCUGGCAGGGCGGCGUUCUGUCGGGGGGCUUUGAGAAAAACCCCAAACCCAUUUUCACCGAGGGCCGAAACCAGCUGGAGAUCCAGAACAUGCAGGAGGACUGGGACCACUUCGAGCCGAUGCUCAGUGCGUUGCUGAGGCGGAUGCCGAGUCUGGAGUCGGCUGAGAUCCAUCAGCUGGUGAACUGCCCCGAGUCCUUCACCCCCGACAUGCGCUGCCUGAUGGGGGAGAUGCCGGGGAUCUCGGGGUACUUCGUGCUGGCCGGGAUGAACUCCUCCGGACUCGCCUUCGCUGGAGGAGCUGGAAAGUACCUGGCGGAGUGGAUGACGUACGGUUACCCCACCGCUAACGUCUGGCCGCUGGACAUCAAGCGCUUUGGAAACCUGCAGAGCAGCCGCACCUUCCUGAGACACCGGGUCAUGGAGGUCAUGCCCCUGCUGUACGAGCUGAAGGUUCCUCGCUGGGACUUCCAGACGGGCCGUCAGCUGCGGACGAGUCCUCUGUACGACCGCCUGGACACACAGGGGGCUCGCUGGAUGGAGAAGCACGGAUUUGAAAGGACCAAAUACUUUGUACCUCAUGGAAAAGAUCUGCUGUCUCUGGAUCAGAGUAAAACCUUCUACAAGCCCGACUGGUUCGACAUCGUCGGAUCAGAAGUGAAAUGCUGCAAAGAGGCCGUCUGCGUCAUCGACAUGUCCUCCUUCACCAAGUUUGAACUGAGUUCCACCAACGACCAGGCUCUGGAUCUUCUGCAGCACCUGUGCGCCAACGACCUGGACGUCCCCGUGGGACACAUCGUCCACACCGGCAUGCUGAACGAGCGGGGGGGCUACGAGAACGACUGCAGCGUGGUGCGCGUCAGCAAGAACAGCUUCUUCAUCGUGUCUCCCACAGACCAGCAGGUCCACUGUUGGGCCUGGAUAAAGAAGCACAUGCCCAACGACCCACACCUCCACCUGGAGGACGUCAGCUGGAAGUACACCGCUCUGAAUCUGAUUGGUCCUCGUGCGAUGGAUGUUCUGGCUGAGCUGUCGUAUGUUUCCAUGACUCCUGACCAUUUCCCCUCCAUGUUCUGCAAGGAGAUGAGUGUUGGCUAUGCUAAUGGAAUCAGAGUGAUGAGUAUGACCCACACAGGAGAACCAGGCUUCAUGCUGUACGUCCCCAUAGAGUACGCUCUGCACGUCUACAACGAGCUGAUGUCUGUGGGUCAGAAGUACGGGAUCCGUAACGCCGGGUACUACGCGCUGCGAAGCCUCCGCAUCGAGAAGUUCUUCGCCUUCUGGGGGCAGGACCUGGACUCCUUCACCACGCCGCUGGAGUGCGGACGAGAGUUCAGGGUGAAGUUUGACACGGACACGGACUUCCUGGGCCGGGCGGCGUUGCUGCAGCAGCGUAAGGACGGUGUGUUCAGGCGCUUCGUGAUGCUGGUUCUGGAGGACCACGACACGGAGCUGGACCUGUGGCCCUGGUGGGGGGAGCCGGUGUACCGUAACGACCAGCUGGCCGGCACCACCACCAGCAGCGCCUACAGCUACACCCUGGAGCGCCACAUCUGCCUGGGCUUCGUCUCCCCCCCCCCGAGUCCAGAGGGGCUGCCCACCCCCAUCACGCCCGACUUCAUCAACCGAGGAGACUACGAGGUGGACAUCGCCGGGCAGCGAUACCCCGCCAAAGCCAAGCUCUACCCCUUCAGCUCGCUCUUCACCCAGCAGAAACGCCGCAAGGAGGACAUGGAGCUCAGCAACCUGCAGGGGAAGUGAGGAGGCGGAGAAACGCCCGAAAUCCAAUACUCCUUUGAUGUUUUUUACAACCCAGUUUAGAUUGAACCAAAGCCCCCCAAGCAUUCUCUCUAUUGUCAGCCAGUCAGACAGAAAAAACAGGUUUUAGGUUGUAUAGAAGUCGAUUAGGAAAAUAACCCGACUUCACACUUCAUUUAUUAUCUUUAAAGUCUAAAAUGCAAGUCUUCUUCAGUACAGAAUCAUGUGCAUAUGCUUUAGGGCUGUGCUGCUUUGUGAUUGACAGGUCAGUACCGUCAUGUUGUCCACUUAAAGUUCUCUUUUACAAUUUGUGUCUUCAGUUAAUGGGUGUUAAUAUUGUAUUUUGGUCUCAUAAGAAAGUCCCCAGGAAGUGCGCCUGACAUUGAUGCAACGGUUCCUAGUGGCCAAAUGGCGGUACUACACCUUAUGUGUCAGUCCAUGAAGCCCUAAAAGAAUUUCCCCUUUGACUUACAUUGGGAAAGAGAAGUAUGAACCACUUGUAUAGCCCUUAUGUGAAGCCAUUAGGGUGUAAAAUGCGCUACAAGCUGAAUCUUUACUGUAUCGUAGACGUAAUUGUACUCUUCUAUCUCUUCAAUGACGCGUUUGCAGACUCGAAUGCGUGGUGAAAUCUCAGCUGGGUUGGAAAACGCUCGACACCUCCUCCACUCCUGCUACAUAUCGCCUCCUCUCCUAGCUGCGGGCCGUGUGCAAAAUCACUCCUCGUCUCCUUCUCACGCCCCCCCCCCCCGCUGCGCCCGCCUCUUUAUACGUGCAAUAUUUACUAGCGCCAAUUUAUUAUUAGAUUAAAUCAGAUUAACUUUAUUGAUCCCAAACUGAGGAUUGUUUUGUUUCAGUGGCAUCUUAACAAGCACGUGAUUUAAAAAUAUAAUUCAAUAUAACAUAUCAACAGCAGAAAGAUAUAUAUAUGUAUAGUAUUUACAAUAUCAAAUAUAAAGAGAAAUUUUGUUUUGUUUAUUUGUUUACUUAUUCUGUUUAAUGUGUAUUCCAUAAAUAAAUAAAUUCAAGUAUAUUUAAAUAAAGAUGAUAAUAAACAGCAAAUAUAUACAUAUCAACAGUACUAUACAUAUCUAAAGAGUAUCCAAGUAAAGUACAAGUAAAAUAUACCUUUUUAUUGUUAUUUGAACUCUAAUAUUAUCUAUAGAUUAUACGAUAUAAAAUAAACAUGAUGUAUCUUCAUUUUAAUUCUGUAUAUUUUAUAACGUGUAUUAAAUAGAUAAAUAUCGAUGUCAAAUUCAACAUAGAAAUAUACCGAAUAAUUUUGUAUUCGUCAUUUGUUUUCUAACUUAUUCUGUAUAUUUUAUAUUAUAUAUAUUUUGAACUUGUGUGCGUCGCCUUGUUUACACGCUGCUGCAACAAAACACUUCCCCCUGUUCCGGAUAAAUAAAGUUUAUGUAAUUGAAUCUGAAAGCUUGUGCUGUAUCAGAUGCAGCACGAAUGCUUUACACUCAACCAGUGCCUUUGUGUGAAGGCAUCGACACUGAGUUCACUUUAACGCAUCAGAGGGGAUCUCAAGGGGAUGUUGAAACUAAAAGGAUUGACAAUCUCCUCCUGUAGUCUUUCAGAGUCUGUGGAGUCAUUUAAAUGUAGAUUAAGAUCGAUGCUGAUGUGCAAAUGCAGUUGUUAUGCACUCUGUUAUUGUGAAUGUAAAACAUGUGAGUGGUGUGGCCUACUUGAUAUCCUUUACUAGGGCUGCAACUAUCAUUAUUUUCUAGAUUAUUUCAUUAUUAUUUGGGCUUUAAAAUGUAAGAAAAUAGGUUAAAAUAUUCCUCAAAAUCCAACGUUAUGUCUUAUACUGUAAGGCUAAGUCAGUCAAAAAAUCAGCCAAAUAUAUUAAAUUAAAUAUUAUUUAAAGACAAAUGUAAUUGUUUGCAUGAGAAAUUACAAUAUAUCAAAAUAUAGACUCAUCCUUUGAGCUCUAGACUUUAUACUGUCCACUACAUUAAUAUAAGUAACUGCUCGUGUUGGUAAAGCUUCCCAGGUUCUCCGUUUAAUCCUAAAACCAAAUCAAAAUGAACUUAACUUGAAUUGAUCUCUUUUCCCCCUCCAUCUGUCCUGGAGUCAUUUUGCUGAGUCAUGCUUGUGGAAAAUGUAUUUGUAGUGAUAUAAUCUGCCGUGUUAUUUAUGUUUUUUGGUCGUUUUGAAGUACCUUUGCCCCGGUUUUGUUUCCCCGAUGUGUUUGAGUGUGUCUGAUGUGUUCAGAGUCUAAUUAUCUAACAUUGAGUUCUGCCUGAUGUUUGUGUAAAGGACUUCAUUGAGAGUUGAAAUAAAGCGAAGUAUUUUUGUAAAGCGA
Molecule: messenger RNA, 4987 nt
Organism: Trematomus bernacchii (emerald rockcod)
Lineage: Eukaryota; Metazoa; Chordata; Actinopteri; Perciformes; Nototheniidae
Gene: pdpr
Product: pyruvate dehydrogenase phosphatase regulatory subunit
Cellular component (GO): mitochondrion; mitochondrial matrix; cytoplasm
Molecular function (GO): oxidoreductase activity; protein binding
Source: RefSeq, a predicted model, not a curated record